AUGCAGAGGGCUAUGCUCGUGCAUGAGCACAACAAGAAGAAAGCAUUGGAGCCCCGCGUCACGGAGCCCAUCAUACUCCCAGAGAAGCCAGAGAAGAAGAUCGAGCCAACCCCACAGAGAGUGACGAGUCCUGCGCCAGAGCCGAAGGCAGAAUCGCAGGCUGAGGGGCAGGCCGAGCAGCAGACUCCGCAGACGGCGACGCAGCUAAACUCCACAGCCGCCGCCAUUGCGUCCUACGGCUUCACCUACGACAUGUCUGCGCUCUAUGCCGCGUAUGGCCUGGGCAUGCCAACUGUGAACGCCAUGAGUGCUGUCAACAUGAUGCCCGGAUAUUCUUUUCCAGCAACUGCGGAUGUCACAACAGCCAUGGCCCAAUCGCAAGGUGCAGUGGCUGCAACUGGCGUGGCAGACACCGUGGCAUCCGAGGCUCCGACUUCUUCCAAAGCGGCUGCGCCAGGGCCUGAACCUGCGUCUCGCGAGGAGACGCUCGGAGCCGCAAUGGCCAAGUCCGGGAUGGCCGUGGGCCCCAAGCGCCCCGGGCCUGUGACACCUGGGGCCGGGGCAGCCGCAGUCGCCACUGCAGUCACUGUUGCGCCAAAGGUGGUUCCUGCGAGGCAUCCGGCGAAGGCCAAGUCCAUAACCCCGGGUCCUGGCCUCGCUGUGCCGGCAGCGACCGUGAUGCCCGAGGUAGUUCCGGCCGCAGCACUGAAUCCGGCACCCGCAACAGUGCCCCCCAAGUCCGCAGCAGUGGCGGUGUCGGCGACACUGCCGGCGGUGGUGCCUGGCGCAGACCUGCUGAGCAAGUCCAAGUCUGCGGCGGCCGCCCCAUCUGCGGUCGAAGCGCAGCAGCUUGCCGACAUGAGUCAGCCGGUGUUUCCAAAACAUCCUCAGUACUCGCCACCCCCGAAGGCUGCACCUACACCUGCGCCAGCCCAGCAUGAGCCAGCCGUGGCUCAGCAUCACAUGGCGUUUAAGUCAGCCCCCCCUACAGCGGCAUACCAGGAGACACAGUCGUUUCAGAAGGCAGCCCCGCAGCAGCCAACCUUUCAAGACAACCUUGCUCAGCAGGCACAGGUGCAGGCCAAAGCAGCACCCCAAGUGCACGAGCAGGCAUACCAGCAAGCACAUGCUCAGCCGCCGGGGCAACAGCAACCGUACCCUCAGAUGCAUGCCAGCGAGCACUAUCAGCAAGCAGACUCCAACACGUAUCAGCAGGCCUACCAGCAAGGAGAUUCCCAGGCGUAUCAACAGCAUGCACACCAACAGACUCAGGCUGCCCAGCAAGCAUCUUCGACGCAGCCAUCUUUUCCGCAACUCUAUGCGAAUGCGUAUCAAGCGCAACAGGAGCAUCCGCAACAACAGCAACAUCACCCACAACAAUACCAGCAACAGCAACAGCAUCACCAUCAGCCACAACACCAGUACCAACAUCCCCAGCAAGCACAAGAGCACUCCCAGUACCAUCCGGAGCAAGCCUCCCAAGAGACACCCCAGACUCGCGUCCAGGCCUUCUCCUUAAAAGAUCGGCCGAAAGCGAGCUCUGAGGAGGAUCACCAGAUGCAGAUGCAGAAGUUCCUUACCAGCGCCAAGGCGGCCAUGAAAGCCGACAGCGACGCGCCUUGGAAGCGGCAGC
Symbiodinium necroappetens is the source of this 1633-nucleotide messenger RNA. NCBI's taxonomy places the organism in Eukaryota, Dinophyceae, Suessiales, Symbiodiniaceae. The record is from the annotation of a GenBank genome assembly.